CCUUUGCUUGUCGCAACCUACAGGUUGGUCUAGUGACUCCUUCUGGUCUCCCUCCAUUAACAUCGUGCCUGAGUUUUAGCCCUUAACACAGGUAGGUGCCUCUUCUUGCUAGGUAAGAAAUACAUGAUACUUGAAAAGAAAGUAAACCACGAUGCGGACAAGGAAUUCAUCAUGAAGUGCGAAGGCGCACACAUUUGUUAUAGCAGUACAGCUACCACAACAACAACAAUUUGAUAGUGAUAGGACUAUGGAGAGGGAGAGAGGCUCUCCUGCCCACUGCAACCUUCUCUUUUCUCUCCUUUUUCUUAUAGUAGAUGGUGGAAUUUGAGCAUCCCAAUAUCAUGUCAAAAGAGGGCACAUGACUGUGGAUGCUGCAAUUGAAGCUAUAGCAGCUUCUUUGAAAGACCCAAAAGAUUUGCUUGUUUUAUUUCUGCACUCAUCCAUUUCAUUCUUCUUUUUUUGGUGUUCUCUUUUCUCAUUCUCUGAAACAGUUUGCCAAGUUUUCUUGUUUCUUCUCUUUAUAAAGCCAAGAGAUACCUCAAGCCAACUUCCUCAUCUCUUUUGUUUCUCCUUUAAGAUUUCAGUUCUUGGGUUAUUCGUUUUGUUUAUGAGAAUUGAGGAUUUCUGCUUAUUGAUUGACAUGGGCUUCUUGAUUGGAAGCUUUGGAUGUGUGAAUAGUUACAGCAAGAAGCAAUGCAGGGCCCUUUUUUGGUGGCUCAAGGCAGCAGUGAAGAAGGCCGUGAAAAAGAAUGGUGGGAAGAAGCGAUUCAAGUUCCACUAUGAUCCUUCAAGUUAUGCUCUCAAUUUUGAUGAUGGUUGUUGCAAUUUGGGUGCAAGUGGAGAUGCAUUCAAACAUGGUAAUACGAAUACCGACACUAAUAUCCUUCAGGAGAGCCAUCUUAUCCUAUGGGUCUACGUUCUGUGGGUAGAAGAACCUUGAGAGUGGUAUUUGUUUGUUUUUUUCGGUCUGUUCUGUACAUUUUCUUUACCCAAUUUUAUGUCGCUGUUGUUGCCAAUCAACCCUAUUAAGCAGCUGAAUAGCAGAAAGCAUUCCAUUAUUAAA
Populus trichocarpa (black cottonwood) is the source of this 1063-nucleotide messenger RNA. RefSeq lists its product as uncharacterized. The transcript has a single exon. The coding region runs from base 359 to 940 and encodes 193 amino acids. The record is from RefSeq and is a predicted model, not a curated record. NCBI's taxonomy places the organism in Eukaryota, Viridiplantae, Streptophyta, Magnoliopsida, Malpighiales, Salicaceae.